Alosa alosa (allis shad) is the source of this 2333-nucleotide messenger RNA. It is a transcript of the gene mfsd12a, whose product is annotated as major facilitator superfamily domain containing 12a. Gene Ontology annotation, cellular component: membrane. The record is from RefSeq and is a predicted model, not a curated record. Gene Ontology annotation, biological process: carbohydrate transport. Bases 430 to 1899 code for a protein of 489 amino acids. Gene Ontology annotation, molecular function: symporter activity. NCBI's taxonomy places the organism in Eukaryota, Metazoa, Chordata, Actinopteri, Clupeiformes, Clupeidae. The transcript has 11 exons.
GCGGCCAUUACAGACACACAACACCACAACAAAUGGUGCUAAACCUGGCUAAACUGAGAAUUAUCACUUCAUAGCCUACUAAUUGAUAAUAGGAUUAGACUAGCCUACCGGAUUACGUGAAAACAUCUGGCUUUUCAUACCACCGCGGCAGUCAAGAAUAAUGGAUCAUUCACACUAAAUCAGCAUCGAUUUAAAACGUGCUUGUCAGCUGACUAGACCGGGAAAGCGUUCCCUUCUGAGAAUUGGAUAAGCGACACUCAUGGCAACGCUUACCCUUUGAAUGCAGGGGUAUGAAGCAAAUAUGGGUGUUACGCUUGUUUAUAGGCUACAGUCUCGUGCUACGACAAUAAACAGUUAGUUUGUAAAUAUAUUCAAUAGUUUAUUAGUUUGCACUCUUGUAUUCAGAAAGGGAAAACUCGAGCCACGGUCAUGUCUGACAGCCCGUCGUAUUUACACUUCUGUCGACGUCUAAGUUAUGCGGUGGGACAUUUUUUAAACGACUUGUGUGCCUCUAUGUGGUUCACCUACCUACUGGUAUACUACCACUCAGUACUAGGUUUUGGGAACACAUACGCAGGGAUCCUUCUUUUAGUCGGUCAGAUCGCAGAUGGAGUUUGUACGCCGCUCAUUGGUUACGAGUCCGAUCGUACAGCAGGAUGCGGGACGUACGGGAAAAGGAAAACAUGGCAUUUGGUCGGCACAGUGAGUGUGUUGGUGUCAUUUGCUUUCAUCUUUAACCAGUGCAUUGGCUGCAAUGGCGGCACACCACAGUGGGCUGGUGUCAUCUACUUUCUCCCCUUCAUUGUAAUCUUCCAGUUUGGUUGGGCGGCCACUCAAAUCUCCCACCUGUCACUUAUCCCCGAGCUCGUGACCUGCGAGUAUGCCAAGGUGGAACUCACUGCCUUCAGGUAUGCGUUUACAGUGGUGGCAAACAUCACUGUCUUCGGUGCGGCCUGGGUUCUCUUCCACCUACAGGAGGAGAGCACGGACAACCUGGGGCCGGCUGACAUUCCUGUUUUCAGAAACUUGAGUCUGCUGGUGCUGGGCAUUGGGGCAGUCACCUCGCUGCUCUUCCACGUGGGCACCCGAGAGAAGAGCUAUGCCACCGGCGACUCUGAGCCUGGCGAACGGCAGCCCCUCCUCCUCAACACUCCCAAACCUACCACAGCCCGGCUGCAGUGGAAACACUGGCUUCUGCAGCCAUCCUUUUACCAGGUGGCUUUCCUCUACAUGUCGACCCGGCUCAUAGUCAACCUCUCCCAGACUUAUGUCUCCAUGUAUCUCACCAACACCCUCAUGUUACCCAAGAACUACAUCGCCACCAUUCCUCUGGUCAUGUAUGUCAGUGGUUUCGCCUCCUCCCUCAUCAUGAAGCCUGUCAGCAAGCUGAUUGGCAAAAGUUUGACCUACUUCACUGGCCUGCUGCUGAUCAUGGCGUUUGCCUACUGGGCGCUGCUGGACAUCCACAUGGGUUCGGCCGUGUAUGGUGCGGCCAUCCUGCUGGGUACAGGCUCCGCCACCAUCCUCGUCAUGUCGCUCUCACUGACCGCUGACCUCAUCGGGGACCAGACACAAAGUGGAGCAUUUGUGUACGGUGCUAUGAGCUUCACUGACAAGGUGGCCAAUGGUUUGGUUGUCAUGCUGAUCCAGAGCCUCCAUCCAUGCCACACACAGGUGUGUUGCCCAGCUUGUGUGUGGUACUACCACUAUGUGAUGGUCGGCGUGACAGGAGGGGUGGCUGUCGCUGCUACGCUGGGCCUCUGCUCUCUCCUCAUCUGGCCCGUGAGCCUUCGACACAUUGAAAAAGAACAACUUGUCAACAAUGAGCCAAACGGAUUGCCGGUCAUUAACGGGCUGAUGGAACCUGAGGAAACUUCUGAUCAUGCCUCAGUGAACUAACACGGAACAACUGGAACCACUAAGGGAACCGGGGACCCUUUUGGGAACCAUUAGCCAGUUUUUGUGUUCAGACAUGCAGUGCCUCUUUUAAGAAUGUCCUAUAUUUAAUGUAGUAUAGAUAGACAUGUUUUUUUAUUUUAGAAUUGACCAGAGGUAAUCAGAAAAAAAAGGGAAGCUUUAAAAAGGGAAAUCUGACCUAUGAUCACAAGAUUGUAACAGUGAGAUGUUUAAUCUCACAGAGCACACUCUAUCUCAAAUGGAAAUGAUUCUCAGGCCAGACAUCGCACUGAGAUUAUUUUUGAGAAAAAAUAACUAAAAACUAAAGGGAAUCACACAACAGGACAAAGUUUAUGCUAAACGUAUAAACAACUGUACUCUGAAAUAAUUGACAAUCUGCACUACACUAAAUAUUGUAAAAUAAAACAUUCCUAUGA